Amoebophrya sp. A120 is the source of this 519-nucleotide messenger RNA. The record is from the annotation of a GenBank genome assembly. NCBI's taxonomy places the organism in Eukaryota, Dinophyceae, Syndiniales, Amoebophryaceae.
CCUGGACCAACUAGACUUUGACGAAGCCUCCGCCGAGAUGUUGAACAAGCAGGAAAGUAUCGUCGAAGAUGAACAAAGGGAGCUGCAACUGCUGAGCCAGCUGCCGAUUUCCAGGAACGAGGUGCAAGAGCGGCAGCUGCUGCGGAAAAUUUCGUUUUUCUACGAGAAGUGGGACCAGCAGCUGCAAAUCGAGAAAGCUAGGAAAGAAGUGCAGCAGCAGCAGCAACACAUCUUGCAGUUGCAGCUGAGUCUAAAUCUUGCAGCUAAAAACAAACCGACUGGAGGUGCACCAAGCCAACCGUUCACGUUGCCGCCCCCACCACGGCAGAUCAUGCAAAACCCGACGACGACGUCAACCUUUCCGAACGGAGCGAUAAGCAACGGCAUAAUUGAUGCAAACUCUACUUCUAACGUUUGCCAGCAACAGUCCUCCUUUCCACAGCCUUCUGUUCUAAAACCUGCACCACCCGGUAGUAGUACUAGUUGUGCGGCACCAGUGUCCCUGCCACUGCUUGGUAG